Delphinapterus leucas (beluga whale) is the source of this 2121-nucleotide messenger RNA. The record is from RefSeq and is a predicted model, not a curated record. NCBI's taxonomy places the organism in Eukaryota, Metazoa, Chordata, Mammalia, Artiodactyla, Monodontidae.
GGAGGGUGUCAAUUCCCUUCCAUCACUGCUUUGUGCGGGUGCAUGGGCCCCCCCAACAGGGACGGGCCAUGUGGCCUCUGGUCCUUGGGACAGGGGACGCUCUGCAGCCCUCAGAGCGAGGCCGCCACGCGGCUUGGAGUGUUUGAGAAGAUGGACCCGAUCUGGCUGAGAUUUGCCAUGUUCCACAAGGUCAGGAUUCCUCGCCAGGACCUGCUGAACCGCUCAGGAGAUAUCACCCCCGAGGGCACCUACGUCACCCAUGUUAAGGACGCCAGGCAGCACUUCAGCGAGUCCCUGGGCAGCCUGUCCUCCGGCCGGGUCGCCAUCGCGGGCAUGUCCGUCGUGAACCUAAAGCUGGCCGUGUCCAUAGCUCUGCGUUUCUCAGCCACCAGGCGUCAGUUUGGACCAACAGACGAGGAGGAAGUACCGGUGCUGGAGUAUCCGAUGCAGCAAUGGCGUUUACUUCCGUACCUGGCCGCGGCCUAUGCCUUGGACCACUUUUCCAAAUCUCUCUUCCUGGAUCUGGUGGAGCUUCAGCAAGGCCUUCUGGGGAAAGACCGGAGCGCCAGGCAGGCAGAGCUGGGACGCGAGAUCCACGCCUUGGCGUCGGCCGGCAAGCCCCUGGCCUCGUGGACGGCCCAGCGCGGAAUCCAGGAGUGCCGGGAGGCGUGUGGAGGACACGGCUAUCUGGCCAUGAACCGUCUGGGAGACCUCAGAGAUGACAACGACCCGAACUGCACGUACGAAGGCGACAACAGCGUCUUGCUGCAGCAGACCAGCAACUACCUGCUUGGCCUGCUGGUGCGCCGGGACCAAGGCGGUGCCCGCAUCGAGAGCCCGCUGAAGACCGUGGACUUUCUGGAAGCCUAUCCCAACCUCCUUGGCCACAGGUUCGAGGGUUCCAGCCCUGAGGACUGCUUGGACUCCUCAGUCCCACUGGCGGCAUACGAGUGGUUGGUCUGUUACCUGCUCCGCGAGAGUUAUCAGAAAUUAAAUCAAGAGAAACAAUCGGGAAGCAACGACUUUGAAGCAAGAAACAACUGUCAGGUGUACUGCUGCCGCCCCUUGGCCCUGGCAUUCCUGGAGCUCACGGUCGUGCGGAGGUUCCACGAGCACGUGCACCAGCCCGACGUGCCGUCCCCGCUGCGGGCUGUGCUUGGGCGGCUCAGCGCUCUCUACGCCCUGUGGUCCCUGAACCAGCACACGGCCCUGCUUUACCGAGGUGGCUACUUUUCUGGUGAACAAGCAGGUAAAACGGUAGAGAAUGCCAUCCUGGCCCUGUGUGCCCAGCUGAAAGACGAUGCUGUUGCCCUGGUUGAUGUGAUCGCCCCUCCUGACUCCAUCCUGAACUCACCGAUUGGCAGAGCUGACGGCGAGCUCUAUAAAAACCUCUGGAGCGCUGUGCUUCAGGAAAGCAAGGUGCUAGAGAGGGCAUCGUGGUGGUCGGAAUUCUCUGCCAACAAGCCCGUCAUAGGAAGUUUGAAAUCCAAGCUGUAGUCGCACUGGCUAACUAUGAUGAAGCCGUGAAGACGUGGACCUCGAGUUCAAGUUCUGGAGGCCCCAGAGAUGGCUGCCGCUCUCCAAACCCACAGCUCUGCCCUUGCCCGGCUGCUCGUCCUGUGGAGCCCAAGGCGGGACUGGCUCAUCCUGGCCUGCCCCCCACCCCGAGUCCCAGCAGGAUGGGUAACGCCCGAAGGGCAGGGCUGAUUUGGGUCCAUCCUGAUUUGCUGGGUGAAAAGAAAACCUGUAAGAUCAUUUCUUCCUGAUGGACUGAGCACUUGUUGAUAAUUAGAGCUUUGGACGUUCUGUUUUCAUAUGCUGAUUGUGAAACGGGUCGUUGGUGGUUCGGGUCGGGCAAUAUUCUACCUUCGUCUGAGAUUUCUUACAAGGCUGUGCUUCACCGCGCCCUGUACGAUGCCAGUCUGAUUCUUCGUUCACUCUGGUUUGACUUUCUCAUGUAAUUAAAUUAUAACCUUACUAAUUUGCACCAUGGACCACCCGAAUGACAUAGUUGAAGAUUUUGCAGGAAAAGAAAAUCAGUUGUAUUACUUUGUUGUGUGGAACUGGAAACUUCCAUCAAAGAAAUGUUUCCAAAGGAAAAGAAAUGCAUAAUGAUUUGAA